AUUAACUGGGAGACUAUUCCAUAAUUUUGGGGCUUGGUAAGAGAAAGCUCUGCCCCCCGCCGUGGUUUUGGCAAUGCGUGGUAAUGAUAGACAGCCUGCAUCCUUAGAGCGAAGUAGGCGUGGCAGAACGUAAGAUUUAGACCUGAGGAAGACCUGGCAGGAGAACACACAGCUUUGAUUAAAAUGGAUCGCAAGUUAAGAGAGAAACUGCAGGAGCAGCUGGGCAAGUACAUCUUAGACACUCUCAAAUACUCUGAAACGGUGAAGGAGUUUUGUGACAGAGAAUCAAAAUGGACCUUGCAGAGAGAGAAAGAGCGUGAUAUGAUCAGAGACAUCAAAGACCGGGCCGAUCAAAUCACUAUGAAGUUCGACCAUGUUCAGAAGGCUGAGGACAAGGCCAAAGCUUUGGGCGAGUACAUGUGGAGCGGCCUGACCCAGGUUACAGCAGAUUCCAGAAGGCAGGGGCUGGAGAAGGAGCUUGGAAAAGUUCUGAACAACACUUUAAAAGGACUGGAGAAACUCCAACACUUCCUGGAUGCAGUGGAGAAGCUAGCCGUCACCUCACUGUUCGUCUUCAUGGACGAGAGCUUCAUGCCAAAGGGAGUGAGCUCCAUGUCCGUACGUUCAGUGAUCUCUGCAGCCAGAAUCGUGUCUCCGCUCCUCAUCCACUUCAAGAGAGACGCCGGAGCUUUCUUCCUGCCGAGCCUCAGCAAUGUGGAUGUUCUGGCCUUCCAGCUGGACAAAUACAUCACCAAGACAAAGGAGAUCUGUGAAAAGAUGGAGGAAGGAUGGAAAAAUGGGAAAUCUUCACUGAAAUUUAAUUUGAACAUGAGUGAGGAGUCUGUGCAGGAACUGUAUUACCAUUUACUCCAGCUAACCGAAGUCAGGAUGGACGAGUCCUUCAGGCUGACGUUCCUAUUUGGUGCAAACUCACAGCACUUCAUUAAUUUAUUCAGUGAGCGCCGCCCGAGAAUGCUUCAGUACCUGUCUGAUUUAGAGAAGGCUGCAGUUCAGCUGGACAAGAUGAAGAAGGGCUCCAACAUCUCCACUGUAGCUGGAAGUUCAGUCGGUGCUACAGGAGGUGUUUUGUCUAUCGUAGGUUUAGCUCUUGCUCCUGUCACUGCAGGUGUAUCUUUGGCCCUCACACUCACAGGCGUUGGUCUCGGAGUCACCAGUGGUGUCAACAGCCUCGUUACAGGCAUCACUGAAAUGGCAGUCAAUGAUUGUCAAGGGGAAAAGGCCAAUGACAUCUUCAUCAGAUUUAUGAAAGACGUGCAGAAGAUCCUAGAUUUCAUGGAAGAUGUGGCCAGCAGUGAGGGUCCAGCAGCAGCUCCUCAUGGUGUCACCACAGCCUUUAAAGUGGGGAAACUGGCCAUUUGCGCCAGAGCUGUAGUAAAAGGUAUUGAUGCUAUUGUGGAUGGAGUUUCAGCUGUAAAAGCUCUCAGAAGUGAGGAGGUGAUUGCAAAGGCAGUUAAUCUAGGGCUUCAUGAAGCUAAAGCAGGUCGGAACAUCCCAAAACUGGCUGCAGAUCUUCCUGACAUUGGGCAGGUGGCUAAAGGAACUCCUCUGGCCCUUUCAAAGUCAGCCAGGGCAGGGUUCAUCGGCUUAAAUGCCCUCUUUAUCGGUGUAGAUGUUUUGUUCAUCUGUAAUAGUAGUAUUAGUCUGGCCAAAGGGAGCAAAAAUGAAGUGGCUCAGCUCAUUCGCUCCAGAUCAGCUCUGUGGCGCUCAGAGGUGGAGGCCUGGGAGAAGAUCCAUUACCAUCUGUGUAAAGGAAUCUCAACAUUUGGCAAGAAUUGGAAAAUUCUAGAGCAGCAUUUUCACAUUUAAAGAACAAAUUUGAGCAAAACACUGACCUGGCAGUGAGCGUGAGCAACAAUUUUAUCCUGAAAUCCUCAAACUUUUGCUUAAAAUGCCAAUCCUCUUAAGAGUAGCCAAUCAUCUGCAGUCUUUCACAUUUUUCUCCUGCUGAUCUGAAUAGAAAGAAACCAGAAAGAGUCUGUUAAAGAAUCACUUAAUUUCCCCAGUAUUUUAAAAAUUUUGUAAUAAAACACUUCUCUUCAUAAAUCUUUGGUCUUGAACCCAUGAAUGAAGAUGAAUUUUCUUUUACAUUUAAACUGAUUAUUUGGUGUCACUGUAUUGCACUAGAUCUGAAAUGUUUUCUGUUAUUCACACGUUAAAGCACAACUUGUCCUUUUGUGACAGAAUGACAGAAUUAACUAGCUGAGUAAUGUCUAAUCACAGCAUUUCUACACUUUUAUUUCAUGAAUAUUUGCAUUGUAUUUAAAAAAAUAAUAAAAGUAAUAAUCAAAUGAGUAACGCAGGUAACACUGGAGAUCAAAAUGUUAAUGAUAAGAUUCACAAACUGUAAAUAAAUUGCUAAUAAAUGUCCUGAAAUUCAGUAAAUGUCACCUUCAGUUCUGUGCAGUUUAUUGAAUGGAUGUGUGUCUUUAAGAUGUAAUAUGUGAGUGGAUAUUUUCACAAAUAAAAGCA
Pangasianodon hypophthalmus (striped catfish) is the source of this 2490-nucleotide messenger RNA. Its product is annotated as apolipoprotein L2. Gene Ontology annotation, molecular function: lipid binding. The record is from RefSeq and is a predicted model, not a curated record. Gene Ontology annotation, biological process: lipid transport; lipoprotein metabolic process. Gene Ontology annotation, cellular component: membrane; extracellular region. The transcript is spliced from 5 exons. NCBI's taxonomy places the organism in Eukaryota, Metazoa, Chordata, Actinopteri, Siluriformes, Pangasiidae. Bases 184 to 1827 code for a protein of 547 amino acids.